Messenger RNA from Cyclocybe aegerita, 1239 nucleotides. The record is from the annotation of a GenBank genome assembly. NCBI's taxonomy places the organism in Eukaryota, Fungi, Basidiomycota, Agaricomycetes, Agaricales, Hemipholiotaceae.
AUGAUCAUUUUUCUUCUACCAGAGUCGUAUCAUCUUCACUUCUCACCUCACUUAUGGAUGCUUCGCUCCGCUAGAACCGCCCAACUCACUUCUCUUACGCUUAGAAGGACUUCUCUUCGUCGCGCACUCCCUCUUAGACUCUGUUCUACGUACACGAUUGCUCCGAAACCAAUGGCCAACGUCCCAGCAACGCAAAAGGUCGCCAUCGUCGCCUCCGAAGGCAGUGGUGUUCAUAUCAAGGACCAUCCCGUCAAGCUACCCUCCCAACUCGCCCCCGGUGAAUGUCUGAUCAAGCUUCACUGCACUGGUGUCUGCCACACCGACCUUCACGCCGCGACGGGUGAUUGGCCCGUCAAGCCCAUGACGCCUCUCAUCGGUGGUCACGAAGGUGUUGGAGACAUUGUCGCGAUCGGCGAGGGUACUAUCAACAGCCCCGUCCAGGUCGGCCAGCGCGUCGGUGUUAAGUGGAUCGCGUACUCGUGCCUCAACUGCGAACAAUGCCGGAAGGGUUAUGAGCAAACCUGCGCGAACGUCAAACUCAGUGGUUAUACUGUCGACGGAACCUUCCAGCAAUAUCUGGUCUCCUACACGAACUGUGUUACCCCUAUUCCCGACAACCUUGAAAGUGCCGCGGCAGCUUCUAUCUUGUGUGCUGGUGUUACCGUAUACCGUGCUCUGAAGUACAGCGAAACCGGCGCCGGCGAUUGGGUUGUCCUCCCUGGGGCUGGUGGAGGACUUGGCCAUCUUGCCGUCCAAUACGCCAAGUACAUGGGUCGCCGCGUCAUCGCCAUCGACGGAGGUGAGGAGAAGCGCAAGCUCUGUCUCGCCCUCGGUGCCGACCACUGGAUCGACUACACCACUACAAAGGACAUUGUUGGCGAAAUCAAAAAGGUCACUAACGGCGGAGCGCAUGCUGCUGUUGUCACCACUGCCUCGCCCUCGGGGUAUACUCAGGCUAUUGACUACUUGCGCCAGAACGGUCACUUAAUGGCCGUCGGUCUCCCCUCCACCGCAACCCUCGAUGCCUCGAUCUUCUUCACGGUGUUCAAGAGCAUCACCAUCCACGGUUCAUAUGUUGGCAACCGUCAAGAUGCUGUUGAAGCCAUCGAAAUCGCCGCCUCUGGUGCCGUCAAGUGCCACUAUCAAACGAAGAAGCUCAAGGACAUUGAGCAGGUAUACGACGAUAUGGCCAAGGGCAAGAUUGCCGGCCGCAUUGUCCUUGACGUUAACGAUGUUUAA